Messenger RNA from Pelobates cultripes (western spadefoot toad), 349 nucleotides. The record is from the annotation of a GenBank genome assembly. Lineage: Eukaryota; Metazoa; Chordata; Amphibia; Anura; Pelobatidae.
GCAAAAUAGCGCCCGCCUCCCCGAGCUCAGAGAGCACAGAUGAUGGUAUACCAGAUGGGACCCCGCAGACCGAGAUCCUGACGCAAAGACGAACAGAAUUGGCAACUAUUUCAGACAGCAUGCUCACCAGAGCACACUCCGAAGUGCUUAUUCAGGAGUUCUGUCCGGCAAUGAGAGAGGAGCUGGCGGGCCUGCGUUCGGACCUGACCACCCUUGACACACGUGUAGAGGCCUCAGUGGCACAGAUCUGCCAACAGAGGCACAGAGCAACAGAAAUAGCGGCAACACACCAAGGCAACAUGUUGCUUACCCUCAGAAGACAGGUUGAGGACCUGGAGAACCGCAGCAG